CCGUGGCAAUCAAUUUGCGGUGCCCAUAACGUUCGGCGGUGUCGUUUUUUUAAUUUGAAAACUGUUUUGUAAGUAAUGGAAUAUAAUCAACAGUUGUAUAAUAAUAAUAAUCUUUUAUUUGUAAAUUUAGAGCGCGUGUGCAUUUGUUGAAAAAUUGUGUUUUAAGUUUGAAAUUGUGAUCCGUGAUCGAAAAUAUUUGCCUCCAUCGGUCGGCGGUGGCGUGUUUUAAAAUUUUAAAAUAGUUUUGCGGACGUGUUUCCAUCGUAAAUUCUGACUGUGCUUGCAUCAGAAAACCAUUUCCAGUUUCCUAAAAUGGAGCAACAAGUGGAGUUAAUUUCCAUCAGUGGGCCCAUUCUUCCCACUGUUCCCGAUCCAAUAACGGAAGCCCAGAGAGCUUACAACCCAAUCCUUGAUAAAGAGAGCUCCAAACUUGGGCUAGACGAAAUGCUCUCCCGGGCUGGUCUCAGCAAUUACGCCAGCAUUAUUAUGUCUGAUCACGGAAUCAGAGACUCCGAAGAAUUCUGUCAGCUUCAAGAAUGCGACUUGAAGCUUUUUUGCAGAAUUGCUCGUGAUCGUAUUUUGCUUCGACGACUGCUCACAAACUUGAAAAACUUGUUUAAUACGGCGGAUAAAAUGGACAUACCUGGACGAGUUGAUCAAGCCGUAGAACUUGUCGCGCAAAAUCCGAAAAAGUUCAAAAACUUCACGGAGUAUCUGAAUAACAGAUCAGAUGGGAAAGCUGUAUUGCAGUACUAUGAUGAACAUGGUACUUUGACGAACGCGUUAAGAAACGAUCUGGUUAAAAUGAUUCUGAUGGAUGCAACUAUGGAAGGUGUAGAAAUGAACACUAGAUUUAACGAGUAUAUAAGUCAAAAAAUAGCUGUCACGUUUCCGAACGAAAAUCCUGAUACAUAUUACAAAGCUGCGCAUACCACCACGGAAGGAUUGAGAGUCACCUCGACAGGCAAACUACUCAAAAGAAAAGGUCCAGUACUUCAAGCACUAGGUCUGAGGAAGACCAAGGAGAGAAAGACUAUCUCUGUACCGAAGUCGGCAGAUGUCUCAGAUGAAGAACAAUUGAAUGCUAGAAACUGGCUAAUAUAUGGAAGAACGCCCAUCGAAAUGUUACGGCAGCAAUGGGAAGUAUGCUACGAAUUGCGAAGAAAAGAUGUAGAGAACGCUGAUGAGCUAGUAGAGGUCUUUGAACUCUACCCAAUAUUCAAAGAUCCGAAGGCGGCAUUUUUGAUAGAGCUUGAUUUUGAUAAAAUGUACCCUGGCGCGACGAGCAACUUUUACGCUCGAUUUCCUUUGCUGCAUCAUAAAUUGGAAAAAUUUAUUGCAGACGCAGUUUCGAAGGACAAAGCUUAUUCUCCUUUAUGCGAAGCAUACAAAUCUGCGACAGAUGGACAUCGGAAGGACUAUCUUCUGUGUAUGCUCAUGCCGCUGGUUAUUCAAACCAAUUAUCGCGUGAAAGGAAAUUGGAAGCCGUCUAUUAAAGAGACCCAAGAUAGUUUCAUCUUGGAAGUUGAGACCGCAGGUGACGUCCGACGAAAAAUACAGCAGCGGUUGGAGUUCCUGAAGAGUAAAUUUGGCGACAUGCGUCUUCAACCACAGAUUGUUGCGGUGGCAUCCACAAGGACAGAUUCGGCAAUAUUUGUUAUGUUCGGUGGAUCUGAGUACAUAGCGGAGAACAUACUACAUGCACUUUGUAUAUGA
Molecule: messenger RNA, 1716 nt
Organism: Armigeres subalbatus
Lineage: Eukaryota; Metazoa; Arthropoda; Insecta; Diptera; Culicidae
Exons: 9
Coding region: 313-1716 (467 amino acids)
Source: RefSeq, a predicted model, not a curated record